UUGGGCCGGAACAGGCUCGCUUUGUGAAGUGGUUUUGGGGGCGAUGGGGCUGGCGGGGAAGUCGGUACUAGGGCAGCAGGCGUUGUGUCAAAAGGCGGGGGCCCCCCAAGUUGCCAUGCUUGCGGUUGGCUGGCUCUUUUUUCUAUCUUCCUCGGUGUCUUCAUUUUGCCAAAUGUGAAUGCUUCGAUCUUCGUCCCUGGCCCUUCCCCCUUCUCCCUUGUGCCUGCGUUGAGUUAGGAGUGCACCCUGCUUUCCCAAAGAGGAGAACUUCUUGGUGCUGCUCCUAAACAGCUGAGUUUAGGAGGAGAAGACUGAAUGAUCCAGCCUCAAAAGGAAAGGAAGGAUUGUGGCGUUGACUCCUGGCGACCACAGAGCCAUGUGAUUUUCUUGAUUAUGUCUACUUUGAAAACUCUUCAAGUAACCCAUAUUUGAUACGUAGAAUAGAAGAACUCAAUAAGAAAUAUACUCCUUCUGCCGGGGCGGCUACAAAAUAUCCCUCUAGCCGGGAAGAGAAAUCUGACUUUCGUUGACAGCACUCCAAAUACAACAUGAAAAUUCGAUCAGGAGUUCCUGGCAGACAGCCCAGUGAGGUGGGCAGUAGUUUCAGUAAGACGCUGCCCAGACAUUUACCCAGGAGAGAAGAGCCUCGAUCUAUUCGGAUUGCUAAAAACCUGCCAGGAAUUGUUCGAUAUUUCUUUACAACCUGCUAAGAAUGACUAUGACUUAUUUGUGAGGGAAGGCUUGCAGGUUGGAUGCACUGAACUAGUGACAACCAACUCCAACACAUUAGCACAGAACUUAAAUUUUUCAUCCGAUAGCCAAAUGUUUAUCUGUGGAUGUUGGCCCUUCUUGCCUUGAAUCUAGGUCAAUGUCUAAGCACUCUGAUUUGGACAACCUUCUAGACAUACGAGUUACAGUGGGCGAUUGUGACUCAGAAGAUCUUGCCUCAAAUGUUCUCUGCACUCCUAAUCUGAUGGACAAACCAUUACAGGCACCUUCAUAUGUUUCCAGCCCAAUUUCAAGAAUGCCCCUGAAGGAGGCUUCACUUCUACCAUUGAAUACUCCCAGUGAUCUAUCUAUUCAGUUAAGAUGGAGUCAUCAGAUGGUGGUUGAUACCGGGGUCUCAUUAAACUCAAGUUUCGGGAGUAACCUUGAAAGGCUCACUACCUACAAGAAACUGCUUGCAUAGUGGACUGGGAGCUGGAUUCAAGAGUUCACCUCAGCAUUUAGUAUGACCUAUAUUAGCCCCAGGAGCUACAUGAUGCUCAACUGAUCUAUGUUGUUAGUCCAACUUAUCCCUCCUUGGGAACUCAGCAGGAGGUUGAGCUUUUAAAGUAUAACUCUUCUGAACAUUCUACACAUGCUCAUUGUGCCGCCCCUCCUGUAGAGGAGUCUGAGGCACCUUCAUGCUCUUUACCUGUUAAUAGCAAACAUCUUCUUUUCUGUGAACCACACCACCCAUUGAGAUCAUCAGGAGAGGUUCAUCUGCAGUUGCCACCAGCUCGUCUCAGGGAUAGGCCUUCUCCAUUGCUGCCUCCAGGCUUCGGAACAUGCUCCCUGCUGAAACAAGAGCCUCCCCAUCUCUGACAACUUUUAAAAAGACAGCCAAUGGAAAUGUGGAAGCAAAAGUGGUCUGUUUCUAUAGAAGGAGAGACAUCUCAAGCACUCUGAUUGUAUUGGCUGACAAACAUGCAAGAGAAAUGGAAGAAGAGAUGGAAAAUCCAGAAAUGGUGGAUUUACCAGAAAAAAAUAAACAUCAGCUACGACAUAGAGAACUGUUUCUUUCACGACAGUUGGAAUCCUUACCAGCCACGCAUAUUAGAGGCAAAUGCAGCGUUACUCUUUUAAAUGAGACAGAAUCCCUUAAAUCAUAUCUGGAACAUGAGGACUUCUUUUUUUAUUCGCUAGUAUAUGAUCCACAACAGAAGACUCUUCUGGCUGAUAAAGGAGAGAUCAGAGUUGGAAACAGAUACCAGGCUGACAUAACAGACCUACUGAAAGAAGGUGAGGAUGAUGGCAGAGACCAACUGAUGCUUGAAACAAAAGUCUGGGAAGCAUUUAAUCCAUUAACAGACAAACAAAUCGACCAGUUCCUUGUAGUAGCACGCUCUGUUGGUACAUUUGCUCGUGCUUUAGACUGCAGUAGUUCUGUUCGGCAACCAAGUUUACACAUGAGUGCUGCUGCAGCUUCUAGGGACAUCACACUGUUCCACGCCAUGGAUACUUUGGACAAAAAUGUCUAUGACAUUUCCAAGGCGAUCUCUGCCCUUGUGCCACAGGGUGGACCCGUCUUGUGCAGGGAUGAGAUGGAAGAGUGGUCUGCUUCUGAGGCAAACCUCUUUGAAGAAGCUCUUGAAAAAUAUGGAAAAGAUUUCACUGAUAUUCAGCAAGAUUUUCUUCCAUGGAAGUCCUUAACCAGCAUAAUUGAAUAUUAUUAUAUGUGGAAAACAACAGAUCGAUAUGUUCAACAGAAACGGCUAAAAGCUGCAGAAGCAGAAAGCAAACUAAAGCAAGUGUAUAUUCCUAAUUAUAACAAGCCAAACCCUAACCAGAUCAAUGUAAAUAACAUCAAGCCAGGAGUGGUAAAUGGUACAGGAGUUCAGGCACAGAACAUGGGAGCAGGACGAGCUUGUGAAAGCUGCUAUAUAACACAGUCUUACCAAUGGUAUUCUUGGGGUCCUCCUAACAUGCAGUGUCGACUUUGUGCAUCUUGCUGGAUAUACUGGAAGAAAUAUGGUGGCUUGAAAAUGCCAACACGGCUAGAUGGAGAGCGACCAGGACCAAACCGCAAUAACAUGAGUCCUCACAGUGCACCUAUUCGAAACAGUGGGAGUCCAAAGUUUGCCAUGAAAACACGGCAGGCUUUCUAUCUACACACAACAAAGCUGACCCGGCUUGCCAGACGAUUAUGUAGGGACAUCUUACGUCCUUGGCAUGCAGCACGGCACCCUCACAUGCCUAUCAACAGUGCAGCUAUCAAAGCAGAAUGCACAGCUCGUUUACCAGAAGCUUCAGAAAAUCCAUUGUUACUAAAGCAAGUUGUUAGAAAACCGUUAGAAGCAGUACUUCAGUAUCUAGAGUCUCAUCCCUGCCCUCUGAAACCUGAUCCUGCUAAGAGUUUGUCUGGCUCCCUCAGCAGCAUGCCUUGUGCUAAAUUUGCUCCAGUGAUUAAUAAUGGAUCUCCAACUAUCUUGGGAAAAAGAAGUUAUGAGCAGCACAAUGGAAUGGAUGGCAACAUGAAGAAGCGCCUCUUGAUGCCUAUCAAAGGUCUGCCUAACCACGGACAAACCAGACAAAUGGGACCAAGUCGAAGCUUGCUGCUCAAUGGGAAAUCAUACCCAACAAAAGUCCGGUUAAUCCGUGGUGGAACCAUACCUCCAGUGAAAAGGAGGAAGAUGAACUGGAUUGAUGCUCCCGAUGAUGUUUUCUACAUAGCCACUGAGGAAACCAGGAAAGUUCGCAAGUUGCUUUCCUCCUUGGAAGCUAAGCGUGCUGCAAGAUGCCCCUUCAAGCCCAUCAUUCUCCGGCCACUACAGGGUCUGCAUCUGCAACAGCCUGUUGAUGAACCAAUAAUCAUUGAGGACUAAACCAAACUUGACACCCGAGUGGAGUUUCCAGAGACUUGCUUCAACGCAGCCCAUAAUGUACUAUAGGAUUUGUUGCUAUAGUAUUGGAUCCACUGCUGAUGAGACAGAACUAAUUAAUACACAUAUUUUUUAAUCAAAAAAGGAACUCAGCUCUAUUCUGAGUCUUGACGACCACACACUGCGCAUGAAUGUGCUUUUUUAAUUAUUUCUUGUAGCAGAUUUUUCCUUUGCUUGAUUUGCAGAAUUUUCCUUUUCUGCUCCUUUUGUAAACAAGUGGGAAGUAAAUUUAACUUAUUGAGAGAAUGGGGGAUAGUAAUCUUAGUGUUUUCUGUUUUCUUUUUUGACGAAGAGAAAUCUAGAUGGCUUCAUUUUGUGACUGAACUUUACUUGCCAAGCUGUUUUAUGAGACUGUUGUAGUUUUUCUACUAUUAUUUUGUUGACAGUAUCAUUUUAAAAUUCCAUUUAUAUUAUUCCUUUGUUGAUAAAGUGCCAAUGUGUGUCUGUUCUGUUAGGAAAUAGAAGAACUGGAAACCAGCAACGAUUUCUCUUCUCUUGGGAGCUGGAAUUCUUUUUUGUGAUAUCUGUGCAGCAUAAAAAUGUUCUCUAGAACACUGGCACUCUCAACUUGAGGGGAGAUUUUCAACUCUAUGCAUGCCGUGAGAGUUAUUAAGGCCAAACAGAUGCUCACAAUCAAGGGUUCAUAGCCCAAUUAGAAGUAGUAACCAUGACUUUCCCAAAAUAAAGCUUAACUUGAGAGGAAUUAUUACACUUUAUUUGUUUAAUGAAUUUCUGGCAGGAUGUCAUUUACUAAAUGACAUCCUGGUGUCAUUUACUAAGGCACAUUAAAUAGUUAUGCCCAUCUAGUUCAGUUUUCUUCUGACGAUCAUGACAGCAACAACUCAGGGAAUAUUCUUUUAAAGGGUUUCUCUUUUAUUACUCAUUUUUCAACCAAUUUUAGUCAUCGUCCCCCCCCCCCCGCCCCCGCACUAGUUUAUUUUUAGUUGGGGACCAUCUUGCUCUCUCCCCCGCCCCCCGGUCUAUUUCCCCCCAGUAAUCCUAUGGCACAGUGUUAGCAGACAGCCUGCUUCCCACCCACUCCUCCUUUUUGUCUGUGCUAAGAAUCAAUGGCUUGCCAAUCAGAAGCCUCAGCACCAGUGGCGCACCUAGGUAGUUUUGAUGCCCAGACCAUACCCACUGCAAGCUCCCCACACACACACACACCCCAUGAGGCUGAACUGCCAAUUUUUAAAAUUAUUCUAGAGGGUGGGGGUGAGCCGAGCAGGCCUCCCCGCAUGGUGGCAGCAGGUGGAGCAGGAGCAGCGGCUGGGCCUGCCCUUGAGAACUGCAAGGGGCUCCAGCACACCUGCACAGUUAUAAUAGAGCAUCACGACUUGGGAUGCCUUAUGAAAGCUAGUAUAAAAAAUAAAUAACAAAUUAUUCCUGUGUUUUGAGACUGCCUGAGAGCUCCCAGACUCUAAAAUUGAAAACCCAGAGAGAUAGUUGAGCAAAAUCUCUGUCCAGAUGCCAAAAGCAGAUUUGCCAUGAACUAAUACUUGUGCUUGAUUGCCUGGGAACAUCAGUACUCCCCUUGAUUGCUGUGGACCUGCACAAAGCCACAUCUUGGAUGCUGCCUAUCCUUGCUUUCCACCAGGAAGACCUAAUAAGAGGCCCCAGCUUCCCCUUUCCCAUAGGAAGCACUCCUUUGGCAUUGUGCACAAAACAGCAGGUUGAGGAAAGGCAAAGGAACUUUUUCUUUACUCCAGAUCUUUCUUGUUCACUUUCCUGUCUCCCUCAGCCUCCUUCACCCUCUGCCUCUUUCACCACAACUCUUUCAUCUAUUGCCUGCAUAGCCAUCACUCCAUCUCUCUGCUGUAGCCUUGGGUGGCCAAGGUUGCCAAAUACUGGCAUUUGCAUUGUGCUUCUGUUUUCUCAAUAAAACUUAGGGAUUUUUUGUUUCCCACCGA
Molecule: messenger RNA, 5551 nt
Organism: Hemicordylus capensis (graceful crag lizard)
Lineage: Eukaryota; Metazoa; Chordata; Lepidosauria; Squamata; Cordylidae
Gene: MTA1
Product: metastasis associated 1
Exons: 22
Coding region: 1551-3587 (678 amino acids)
Biological process (GO): negative regulation of transcription by RNA polymerase II; double-strand break repair; response to ionizing radiation
Cellular component (GO): NuRD complex; nucleoplasm
Molecular function (GO): sequence-specific DNA binding; histone deacetylase binding; transcription corepressor activity
Source: RefSeq, a predicted model, not a curated record